UUUAACUCUGUUUACCAAAGAGUUAUCUCAAAAGUGCUGAUAGAAGCAUGAGAUGAACAUCUUGACAAGAUAUGAAUAACAAAUUCUAGAAUAGGAUGGGGGGAAGUAAAAAGGACAAACGAGAUAAAGGAGAGAGAUCAUCGAAGAAGGCCAAAGUCGUUGAAGUAGAAUAUGAUGACUUUGAUGAUGAAUCCCAGGACACAGAUAAUGUCAAAGACAUUGCAACAGUUGCAUCAAAGCAGGUGGAAGAGAGAAGUGCUGAAGAUGAGUUUGGAGCCAAAGAUUAUCGCAAGAUCCUUGAACUGAAGCUUGACCACAAUUCGAGACCCUUGUGGGUGGCACCAAAUGGCCAUGUGUUCCUGGAAUCGUUCUCCCCUGUCUAUAAGCACGCCCAUGACUUCCUCAUCGCCAUAUCUGAGCCGGUGUGUCGACCCCUCCACAUACAUGAGUACAAACUGACCGCCUACUCCCUUUACGCCGCUGUGUCUGUGGGCCUGGAGACAAACGACAUCAUUGAGUAUCUUCGCCGACUCAGCAAAACGUCACUCCCUAACGGAAUCAUAGAGUUUAUAAAGCUGUGCACUCUGAGUUACGGGAAGGUGAAGCUGGUUCUGAAGCACAACAGAUACUUUGUGGAGAGCCAGCACCCGGAUGUCCUGCAGAAGCUGCUGAAGGAUCCCAUCAUCCAGGAGUGUCGCAAGCGGGAUGUAGAGGAAGAAGCCACUGCCGAUGGUUUUAUCAAGGGAGAGGUGUCAGGGAAAUCAGCACUACAGCUAAACAAGCCAGCUGCGUCCGCGGCAGGGUCGUCAUCACAGGCGGAUCAGACACCAGCAGGGGCGGAGGGGGAGAUGGAUACAGAGGAGAACAAGGUGCCGGAUGAUAUAUUUGACUACUAUGACAAGCUGGACAAGGAGGAAGAUGAUGAGGAGGAUAAUGAAAUGAAGACCGUGUCUUUCGAGGUGCUGCAGGAGCGCGUAGAGGAUGUGCAGAAACGAUGUAUAGAGCUUGAGCAUCCUCUCCUGGCAGAAUAUGACUUCAGGAAUGAUACAGUCAACCCAGAUGUGAACAUGGAUCUGAAGCCAUCCACGGUUCUGCGACCCUACCAGGAGAAGAGUCUGCGGAAGAUGUUUGGUAAUGGCAGGGCUCGGUCCGGUGUUAUAGUGCUACCCUGCGGUGCCGGAAAGACUCUGGUCGGGGUGACAGCUGCCUGUACGGUGAGGAAACGCUGCAUAUGUCUGUGUACAUCCGGUGUGUCGGUGGAGCAGUGGAGGUCACAGUUCAAGAUGUGGUCCACAGUAGAUGACAGUCUUAUCUGUAGGUUCACCUCAGAUGCCAAAGAUAAACCAAUGGGCUGUGCCAUCUGUAUCAGCACGUACUCCAUGUUGGCGCACUCCAUGAAGCGGUCGUGGGAGGCGGAGAAGAUGAUGGAGUGGAUGCAGAGCCAGGAGUGGGGCAUCAUGCUGCUGGAUGAGGUACAGACAAUUCCAGCAAAGAUGUUCCGACGGGUACUGACUAUUGUCAACGCCCACUGCAAACUGGGACUGACCGCCACACUGGUCCGUGAGGAUGACAAGAUUGCUGACCUGAACUUCCUUAUUGGCCCCAAGCUGUAUGAGGCUAACUGGAUGGAACUGCAGAAUGCUGGCUAUAUUGCCCGUGUACAGUGUGCUGAAGUGUGGUGCCCAAUGGCCCCAGAAUUCUACAGGGAAUAUCUACAGAUGAAGUCUAUGAAGAAACUGCUGCUGUACUGCAUGAAUCCCAACAAGUUCCGUGCCUGUCAGUUCCUCAUCCGAUACCACGAGAGGAGGAACGACAAGAUCAUCGUGUUUGCUGACAAUGUGUUUUCUCUCAAACAUUACGCUAUCAAACUUAAUAAACCCUACCUAUACGGGCCAACCAGCCAGGGAGAGAGACUGCAGAUUCUCCAGAACUUCGUGCAUAACCCAAAAGUCAACACAAUCUUUGUGUCAAAGGUUGCAGACACUUCAUUUGAUCUGCCAGAGGCGAACGUCCUCAUCCAGAUAUCUGCACAUGGAGGAUCCCGAAGACAAGAAGCUCAGAGAAUGGGCAGAAUUCUGAGGGCAAAGAAAGGUUCAGCAGCGGAGACGUACAACGCCUUCUUCUACACCCUGGUGUCGCAGGACACCAUGGAGAUGCAGUACUCCCUCAAACGUCAGCGUUUCCUCGUCAACCAGGGAUACAGCUACAAGGUCAUCACCAAGCUGGCCGGCAUGGACCAGGAGGAGCUGGCCUACAACACCAAGGAGCAGCAGAUGAGUCUGUUGCAGAAGGUGCUGGCUGCCACAGACCAGGACGCAGAGGAGGAGGGAGGCCCAGACGGUGGCAGACCAGGGGUGUUCCGCAAGGCUGGCAGUAUGAGUUCCAUGUCAGGAGCAGACGACUCGGUGUACAUGGAGUACAAGAGAGGCGGCGGCAGCAUGAAGUCUGCAGCCCUACAUCCACUCUUCAAGAGGUUCAGGAGAUGACCUAGCCCAUCACACCCAGGAUAGCCAGCACAUUGACCAGGAUGACAGAGUUGUUCCAGCUUCAGGCAGAUCCAGGAUUUUGACAUAGGUGUCCACACUGACCCAAGUCAGGAAGUGAACAAAACCAUAUUGGCUGACACACUCGAUCUGUGAAAAUGAAAGAGGGUGUGUGCAUGCCAGCAACCAACUUCUUGAUGCAUCAAUAUUCAGGCAGUCCGGCAUUGUCUGUAGGAGGACAGUACACAUAGCUUUCAUUGGUGGAGAGUUUGUCGGAGGAAUUUGUACAGCAAUGUAAUACAAGAAUGUAUUUGUGAUCCAUGUUGUGUCACAGACAUAUAACAGUUAUGUCUGCAUUGUGUCUGCGAAAGAUUUGCUGUGAAAAUAUUUCGAGUCCAGAGUGGACCUGUACAGAAAUAAAUAUUUUCAUGAAAUGCAA
This is a messenger RNA of Haliotis rubra (blacklip abalone), 2922 nucleotides long. RefSeq names its product general transcription and DNA repair factor IIH helicase subunit XPB-like. Gene Ontology annotation, molecular function: 3'-5' DNA helicase activity; hydrolase activity; DNA binding. NCBI's taxonomy places the organism in Eukaryota, Metazoa, Mollusca, Gastropoda, Lepetellida, Haliotidae. Gene Ontology annotation, biological process: nucleotide-excision repair; transcription initiation at RNA polymerase II promoter. Gene Ontology annotation, cellular component: transcription factor TFIIH holo complex; transcription preinitiation complex; nucleotide-excision repair factor 3 complex. The record is from RefSeq and is a predicted model, not a curated record.